Molecule: messenger RNA, 2755 nt
Organism: Ficedula albicollis (Collared flycatcher)
Lineage: Eukaryota; Metazoa; Chordata; Aves; Passeriformes; Muscicapidae
Gene: LZTS2
Product: leucine zipper, putative tumor suppressor 2
Exons: 7
Coding region: 112-1821 (569 amino acids)
Biological process (GO): negative regulation of canonical Wnt signaling pathway
Source: RefSeq, a predicted model, not a curated record
CAGGGACCGGCGGAGCCCUGUUCACGGUGCGGGGGCCCGGGAGGACCGGACGGAUGGGCAGCGGCUGGCGAGGCUGUCCACGCGCCCCUGCCCGCCGGGGCCCCCCCUGCCAUGGCCAUCGUGCAGACGCUGCCAGUGCCCCUUGAGGCUGUUGCCGAGGGGGCCGCACAGCUCCGCACCACCGCCUGCUCCCCCCCCGCCGCCAUGGGCAGCGUGGGCAGCCUCCUGCCCGUCCGGCCUCGCCACGACUGCGCAACUGAUGGGGACCCCUCCACCGCCUCCUUCUGCAAGCAGGACGGGCUACUGCGGGCCAUGCCUGAGGAGCCCCGCGUGUCUGUGCCCGGUGCCACCCACUCCUAUGCCAAUGGGGGCUUCUGUGGCGACUGGCUCGAUGCCUCCUCUCCUGCCAGCCCCUGUAGCGACUCAGAUGAUCUCCGUGAUGACCAAGCACCAAGCGAUCACCUUCGGGGGCCUCCCCCCAAGCUUGUACCUGUCUCUGGCAAGCUGGAAGAGAACGUGGAGAAGACCCUGAUCCGCCCCAUGGCCUUCAAGCCAGUGGUUUCCAAGCUUCGGAAUGCCCAGCCAUGCACGCGCCUGGGGCUCUCGGAGAGCCAGGUGAACCUCACCCACUUGCUGGGUGCUGAGAAGCCUGGCUCUCUGAGCUGCCGUGCCAGCACCCUCUCAGACUCAGGGCGCAACUCCCUCUCCAGCCUGCCCACCUACAGCACGGGCUGCAGCCAGCACCCAGAGGUGGGUGCCCUGCCCACCACCCCUCACGGCCCCCUCGACCCUCUGGGAACCUGCCGCCCCUCCAACUCGGACAGCGGGCGCUCAUCCUCCAGCAAGAGCACGGGCUCGCUGAGCGGCCGGGGCCGGCCCUCCUCGGAGAGUGGCUCCUGUGGGCGCUCUCCGCUGCCUGGCGAGGAGGCCAUGCUGGUGCGGGAGCUGGAGGACAAGCUGCGGGAGAGGGAGGCCGAGCUGCGGCUCCUGCGCGACAGCCUGGAUGAAAACGAGGUGGCCAUCUGCCAGGUGUUUGAGGAGAAGCAGCGUCGGUGUGAGCAGGAGCUGGAGGGGCUGCGGCAGCGCUGUGCCGCCCAGGCGCGGCAGGCGGCCCAUGCAGCACAUCGGGGGCAGCAGGUCCUGCAGCUCCAGGUGCUGCAGCUGCAGCAGGAGAAGAAACAGCUGCAGGAGGACUUGACCCAGCUGCUGCAGGAGCGUGAACUGCUGGAGCGUCGCUGUGCCUCCUUCCAGCGGGAGCGCACUGAGUUGGCACCCCGGCUGGAGGAGACCAAGUGGGAGGUGUGCCAGAAGUCGGGGGAGAUCUCUCUGCUGAAGCAGCAGCUGAAGGAGGCGCAGGCGGAGCUGGCGCAGCGGGGCGCCGAGCUGCUGGGGCUGCGCGCUCAGCUGCGGGAGGCGCGGGCGCAGCUGCAGGCGGGCGAGCGGCGGCCCCUGGUGGGGCUGCGGGAGGCUGCCCGCGGGCGAUGCCCGCCAGGCACUGGUGAAGGUUGCCCCCCACCCGGUGAAGGAUGCCCCUCGGCCAGCGAGGAGCCGCGGGGCAGCGCGGGGCUGCGGCGCCAGCGGCGGCGCGGGCAGGAGCAGCGGGACGCCUUCGAGCAGGAGCGCGGCACGUGGCAGGGCGAGAAGGAGCGGGUCAUCCGCUACCAGAAGCAGCUGCAGUACAGCUACAUCCAGAUGUACCGGCGCAACCGGCGGCUCGAGCAGCGGCUCCAGCAGCUUCGGCUCCAGGGCGAGGACCCCCUGCCCGAGCCCUGCGACCCACCUGACCUGCCCUUUGAGGAGAUAACAGCCACCGAGAUAUGACGUGCUGCUUGCCCUUGCCCCAUGCUUGGAGGGCUGAAGGGGCUUCCAGCCCCUGUGAUUUUGGGAGCUGUGGGGUUGUGAGGGGCCCCUGCUCUCCUCCAGCUCUGCAAACUGCUGCCACUGUGAAGGGGCAGGGGAGACCGCAGGUGCUGCCCCCUCCCCAGCAUUGAGGUCUUGGGGCGAGGGUGUAUCGGUGCCCACAGUGAGGGGUGCCUGUGAGAUGUGGGGUCAGGUGGGUGCUGAGUCCUGGCCUUGGGGCCGCCCGGAACUGGUUUCUGCUGAUCCUCUUAGCUCCUGGGGAUUAGCCGCACUGGCUUCAGCCAGGGUCACCUUGGGCAGGGGGAGGGCUGAUUUGUCCCCUCCCUCUCAUCCCUGCUGGCACUGUCACCCAGUCACUUGGCGUGUGCCCUGUCUCUGUCCAUGCCAGCCUCCCUCGUGCCCCUUUGUGUGUUUGUCAGGGAAUUUGUUUCUGUGCCAUUUUAAAUAACUCUAUUUUUAUAGGACCUACCAAAACAUAUCACCCUCUCCCAGCUCACACCUCACCAGUCUGUGCCCCCUCACCCCUGCCACGGGGCAGCUUGCCCUCAGUGCCUUUCCCAUGCUCUUGCCCCCAGCAUCCCUCUGUUUCCCCCCCAAAAAGCCCACGCCUCUGUGAUACCCAGCCUGACAGGGGAGAGGGGCGUGGUGCUCCAUGUGCCAGCUGGGGACACCCUGGGGACACCCCUGGGGAUGGGCAGAGGUGGGGGCCCUGAUGGGCACCCAUGGGGGUCAAACCAAAGGAAAAGUCUGGCUGUGCCCAGCUGUGGCUUGGUCACCCCUGGCUCCAGGGGGGGAUUUUUGUACUUUAUUUCAGUCAUGUCUCGUUCCCAGAGCCUGGCUCAUCCGUGUACCACCCAGAAACGGCAAUUAAAAACAAGCCCGUGGCUGUGUUUUU